UAAUAAUAAAUGCUAGUAAGAGUAUAGUACUCAAAACCAGAAAGUGCACAAGGUUUUGCAGGGGAAAAUGGAUGGAGGAAAACUGAUUUUGGUGUUGAGUUAUCUACAAUAUGUGUAUCCUCUAUUUAUCAUUUACCUCUUUUUUCUUCCAGUGCACAGAACUCCAUCUCCACACUUUGAUGUAUCAACUUCUUCAGUCAAGUAUUUGCCUGGCUUCGGUUUUCUUCCUUUUCAACUAGAUACUGGAUAUAUAGGAGUUGGUGAAGGUGAAGAAGUGCAGCUGUUUUAUUAUUUUGUGAAGUCAGAGUCGGAUCCUGAAACCGACCCGCUUAUACUAUGGAUAACCGGUGGACCUGGUUGCUCUUCACUUGAAGGAUUGACUAUGGAAUUUGGUCCUCUGCACUUUGAUGAUAUGGAGUAUAAUGGUAGUUUACCUACUCUAUCAUUGAAUACCCAUUCAUGGACCAAGGUGGCAAGCAUAAUCUUCCUAGAUUUGCCAGUGAAGACAGGAUUCUCUUAUGCAACAACUAAAAAGGCAAAUCAAACAGAUAAUUUACAAACUGGUGAACAUGCUUACCAAUUUCUUCAGAAGUGGUUGGCUAAUCAUUCAGAGUUCCUUCAAAAUCCAAUAUAUAUUGGGGGUGACUCGUACUCUGGGACAACUGUUCCAAUUGUUGUUCAAACUAUAUCAAAUGGGAAUGAUGCGAAGACCAAGCCAAUGAUUAAUCUCAAGGGUUACAUACUUGGAAAUCCUUUGACAAUUAAUCCAGAUGAAUUGAACUAUAGGAUCCCAUUUGCGCAUGGUAUGGGACUUUUAUCGGAUGACCUGUACAAGGCGUUAGUGUCCAACUGUAAAGGAGAAUAUCAGAAUAUAGCUACGAACAAUUCAGCUUGUUCUAAUAACGUUCGGACAUUCAAUAAGUUAUGCGAGGGAAUAAAUAAAGAACACAUUCUAGAGCCUCUUUGUGACAGUGUUUCGCUAAAGAGAUACAGAUCAGUUGGCCGCAAAACAUCUCUUUAUGCGAAGCUCCACAAACUCGAGAAUUCAAUGGUGCUUCCCGGAGUUAAAUGUCUUGAGGAUUGGCGCAAGCUUUCUGUUCAUUGGGCCAAUGAUGAUAGUGUUCAAGAGGCUCUUCAUGUUCGAAAGGGAACCAUUGAAAAUUGGACACGAUGCAGGGGAGACUUAUCUUUCACAUACAAUGUCUACAAUGUUGUACCAUAUCACGCCAAUCUUAGCGCCAAAGGUUAUAGGUCACUUAUAUACAGUGGUGAUCAUGAUUUGACUAUUCCUUUUAUUUCAACUGAAGCAUGGAUUGAAUCACUAAACUACUCAGUUAUUGAUAAUUGGCGAAAAUGGAUUGUAAAUGGCCAAGUUGCUGGCUACACGAAGACUUACUCUAAUAAUUUGACAUUUGCUACCGUGAAGGGAUCGGGCCAUGUCGCUCCUCUUUGGAAACCUUUAGAAUGUCUAACCAUGCUUACAAAAUGGAUAUCUUACAAACAACUAUAGGUCUUCUCAAGAAUACUGAUAACUGAAAUAGAUUAUGCUGUUUCUAGGAAGCUUGUUUCACCAUUGGAUCACAAGGAGGCAACUUCUUUGUUAUAGACUCUUGGGCUCGUCUGGUAAAGUGUAUUAGAAGAAAUAAUCCAUGUGUUAUAUGAGGUAUUAUUUAGUAUAUGAAAUUAGUAUAUGUAACGGCUAAAACAUCACAACCAAUAUGACUAGGAAAUCUUUUUGCAACAAAUUUAUAAAUCACACUACACCUAUGUAUUUCACAAUUAUCAUAAUACAAAAAUUUUUACAAAA
Messenger RNA from Solanum pennellii, 1807 nucleotides. Its product is annotated as serine carboxypeptidase-like 7. Bases 68 to 1510 code for a protein of 480 amino acids. The record is from RefSeq and is a predicted model, not a curated record. Gene Ontology annotation, molecular function: acyltransferase activity, transferring groups other than amino-acyl groups; serine-type carboxypeptidase activity. NCBI's taxonomy places the organism in Eukaryota, Viridiplantae, Streptophyta, Magnoliopsida, Solanales, Solanaceae. The transcript is spliced from 15 exons. Gene Ontology annotation, biological process: proteolysis; secondary metabolic process.